Molecule: messenger RNA, 1076 nt
Organism: Halteromyces radiatus
Lineage: Eukaryota; Fungi; Mucoromycota; Mucoromycetes; Mucorales; Cunninghamellaceae
Exons: 2
Coding region: 142-723 (193 amino acids)
Source: RefSeq, a predicted model, not a curated record
UUUUUUUUUUUUUUUUUUUUUUUUUUUUUUUUAGUAGUAGUAUAUCAAGAGUUUGCCUGUAAGUAUAAAUUGGUGGGAAAGUAAUCACAGAAAUAGGUAGGAACUUAUAUUUUUUGUUAUUGGUAGAAAUACACCGAUACUAUGGCACAUUUAACCGACCUUGCCUCUCGAUUACGCUACCGUGAUCAGGAACAUGAGGAUCGAUAUAUAAAGGCUCACAAAGGGAAGGUUCCUGAAGGUCUACUUGAUGAACUGUUUGUGUCGGGAAAGACAGAAGAUAUUUUGACGGGACUAUUGGAAGUAGUAGAACCAACUUGCUACUUGUGCGGUACUGAUUUGACGUGGUUGCCGAACCAAGGUAUCCUCGGUGGCUCUCUCCAACGAAUCAAUCCAAAUUAUGGUUAUGUAUCCUGGAAUGUAGUAAGCUCCUGCCGCCCAUGCAACUUCCUCAUGAAUGACCGUAUGCCCGAUGCUCAACUGGAAUUGCUGGGAAUUUUGUUAGAAGAGAAGGGUGAUUAUUCAGAUGGGGCGUUGACGGAAGAAGACAUACAACAUUUGACCGAUAGACACAAGGCUAUGAAGGCCCGCUCUUUGAAACGUGGUUUGCCGUGCAUGACGCUUUCACAGCUUUUGAAGGUGGCAACCGACAACAAGAAAAUCUGUUGCAUACCUGGUGUGUGGGGUGAAUGGACCAUCAAUUCUUCGCUCUUUUUUAUCAGUUGACAGAACCGAUUCCUCAAAGGGGUAUGAAGUAGACAAUAUCGGAAUAAGGGCUCGUUUGUAUGAAUUUGGCGAAGAACAUAGAGGAUUUCAAGACCUGGUUCGCCAAUUUGAAAGAUCAUCAUGAAGUGGCAAUGGAUCAAGAAUACUAUCGAUAAUCACAUCAACAUAUCCUCCUUCAUGAGGUAGCUUAGAUCAAUUCGUCCUGGAUUACGUUGGAUCAUUCUUUUAGACAAAGUUCCUAAAUAAACUCAGGUAAAGAAAAUGAAAAAAUUGAAUAAAGAAAUUUGUUAACUGAAUAUCCACUUUCUAUCAUAGCCGCACGAUUUGUCAAGUACAGCAGCACUUCCAGAAAU